UUACAACUGGUAUUGUUGUUUCAGAACUCCACUAUAGUUCAUAUUUACGAGAUUGGUGGGUCUUUUCAGAUGAAGAAAAUCAAUCUUAUCCUAUUCCUAUUCGUUUAGGACUAGAAAUUAUAAUACAACUAAACAAAACACCUUUUAUUCUUCAUGUAGUUUGUAAUAUACAUAGUCUGUUACAACCUGAAUAUAUUUGUGAAAAUAGUGAGCAAAGUAGCGGUAUUAUUACAAGUGCUUUUAUG
Molecule: messenger RNA, 245 nt
Organism: Racocetra persica
Lineage: Eukaryota; Fungi; Glomeromycota; Glomeromycetes; Diversisporales; Gigasporaceae
Source: the annotation of a GenBank genome assembly